This is a messenger RNA of Acaulospora morrowiae, 144 nucleotides long. The record is from the annotation of a GenBank genome assembly. NCBI's taxonomy places the organism in Eukaryota, Fungi, Glomeromycota, Glomeromycetes, Diversisporales, Acaulosporaceae.
AUGACAAUUUCUCCCGGCAAUUUGUUCGAUUGUGCAACUUCGCCAAAUCUGAUCAGAAUUUCAUUAUUUAUGAACGUAAUGGAAGCUAGGGGUAACUUUGUUCCUUCUAUUGCGCAAUUUCUUGAAAAUUCUAACAAAAGUCCU